Messenger RNA from Acipenser ruthenus (sterlet), 1308 nucleotides. Its product is annotated as zinc finger and SCAN domain-containing protein 29-like. Lineage: Eukaryota; Metazoa; Chordata; Actinopteri; Acipenseriformes; Acipenseridae. The record is from RefSeq and is a predicted model, not a curated record. Gene Ontology annotation, molecular function: nucleic acid binding; zinc ion binding. The transcript has 2 exons. The coding region runs from base 7 to 1005 and encodes 332 amino acids.
UUAUAAAUGGACCCAACCGCAUUGGCAGCGCUGUUGGAGGCGCAGGAGCGGAGGCAUCAGGAAUCAUUGACGGCCAUGAUGGAAAGGAUGCAUGGCUUGUUCCUGGAGGCCAAUCGGGGGAGGGAACCGGCGGUUCAACCAGCAGUACCCCUACCAAGGGUAAGGGUAGUGAAGAUGUCGCUGGAGGAUGACCCUGAGGCUUACUUAGUUGCCUUUGAAAGGCAGGCAACAGCAGCUCAGUGGCCUCGGGAGUGGUGGGCUACCCAGUUGGGCCCCAAUUUGAUCGGAGAGGCCCAGGCAGCCUACCAAGCCUUGACACAUGAGCAAGCCCUGGUGUACGACCAGGUGAAGCAGGCCAUUCUCCAGCGGCUGGACAUCACAGAGGAGACACAUCGCCGCCGGUUCCGGGAGUACCAGCGCCCCCCAGGACUGCGACCCCGCGUGGUGGCCCAGCAACUAGUGGAUCAUGUGACCCGGUGGCUCUGCCCCGGCACCAACGAUGCAGAAAAGAUCACCGAGCUGAUUGCCAUAGAGCAGUUCGUGAAGGUGCUGGGGCCGGACACCCAGAACUGGGUCACCAGGCAUCGACCCACCACGCUAGAGGCAGCAGUCCGAUUGGCUGAGGGGUAUGAGGAUGCCUUGGCAUCAGCUCCUGUGGUCGUUACCCCCGCUCCUCCCUCCAACCGACCCCGGACAGGACCGACUCCAAGGACAGGACCCCCACAGCACUUCACCCCCUCCCCCCACGGGGCUACUUCUCAUCGGCACCCCACGGGUGGCCUUCCUCCACCCCAAUGGAGGGCGAGGUCGACCCCCAGCGGGGUGAGAGCAGAGAACCCCUCCCCACUGCCGAACCGGCAGCGGGACACGCAAGCUCCGUGGGCGCCCUUUCACCCCACGUGUUACCGGUGCCAUGAGGUCGGCCACCUUGCGCGGAAUUGUCCGGCGGCGAUGGAAUGUGGUGCGGCCUCCCAUUACCUACCAACAGCACCAGAGGAGGAGUGAGCCGCGGACCGGCGAUUGAUAAAGAGCACGUCCUUGCACUGCACAGCACAGCACAGCACAGCACAGCACCACUCACGGCACCACGCUUCUCUGGAGCGAGAGCACUGCGCGCACAGAGAACGCGGGGACGGACAAAGUCCCGUUUUUGUUUAUUUUUAGAAAAGCUGCCGUGUACCCCCCUCAAUACCAUCGCUGGUAAAGGGGUGGACUUAUUUUGUGUUUGUUGUUAUUAUUUUUAUUAUUAUUAAAGUCCACAGACUGUUUUGGGAGAAAAGGAUUGUGUGGACUGGAUUUAUUUACUGC